GAACAUCUCAAAAAUACACUUUUUUUUGUAUUGGUAACAACAAUUAUUGCGUUUAAAUAUUUGUGACACGUAUUGUUCAAUUAUUUUGGUUAGAAAGCAAUCGUUUGCAGAGAAUCUGGUAGUAAGUAAAACGAACUUGUUUUCAUUGCAAUUUCCAAGUGGAAACAUCACCUAGUGCUUGAAUUGAAAAAAGAAAACGGUGCUUCCGAUUAUAAUUAGCCGAAUUAAAAUUGUUAAGAGACCGAAAUGGUUUUUAAGUGCAAAGAAUGCGGAUGUACUUGCAAAAGAUGCCUCUCUAGCGAUCACGACGUCCAGCUUCAUGUGGAAAUCGAGAACUUGAAACAGAAACUUCUGGAAAAAGAAAACCACAUUGUUAUGAUGGAAACUAAUUUUUUAAAUGAAGCCAACAAGUUUCCAAACGGGGAAUUCGUUGCAUUAAAAGAGGAAUUGCUAACAUGGCAGGAUAAAUAUGAAAGGUUAUAUGAGGCACAUAGAAGGGUUCAACGGGUCAAUCAGGGUUUAGAGGAUAAGUUGUUAAAGUUAGUAGAUGUUUGUGAGACUGAGAAAAAUACUUUAACCAAGGAUGUUGCCACACUCUCGCAGAAUUUAGCCGAAGCCAAUUAUGCCAUUAAGAAAUUAACCCAGGAUAAUGAAAGGUACAAAAAUGAUGUGAGUCUAGCCAUACAGUUUUUGCAAUGCAAGCAGACGAAUUUUGUCGCUCACCGCUUUGACACGCUUCCGCUAGAGGUCCAAACUCAGGUGGCAGCAUACAUGAAUAACAAACGAAAACCAGCAGAAGAAAAAAAACCAUUGUCAGAACCCAAAAGUAUCAAAGUACCGAUACCGACGUUUCCGCCUACCGCAAUGGUAUACUCUGUGCCAAAAUCGCCGGGUACCGACCGUAAACCGGAAGUGGAUCCGGACACACCCGAGGUUGAUAUCGUUUCGGCUUCCAUCAUGGCCAAAGUUUUGGAGGAGCGACAGAAGGAGAGAGCUUUAGCGAAACAUUGCGACACGUGUACCUGCGCGAAGACUUUGAAAAUCAUCUAUGAAGCGUCGCAUCAGCACGUGGGCACCCAGACCGGACGUUACAAGGAAAACUUGUGCUUGAAGUGUAACGACGUGGUGGUGGUCCCUGUAGCUCUGGGGAUCCAACCCGCGAAGCUGGCAGUUGACAGCUUAAGGAGGCCGUCGCCUUUGCAAUUGGACGCCGGCCCGAACGUCCAUAAUGUCGUGAAAGUGCAGCCGAACAAUUUCCUGAGGGAAAAAGCGAAAAGUGACUUGAAACUGUCGUCUGGUAACGUGGACAUCGUUGCCAAUUCUGCGUCGAGAGUCGAAUCGGCGGAUCCCAUAUCGAUACACCACAGGCUGUGCGACAAGUCGUCGCAGAGCUUCGAAUUGGUGGUGGAGAAAGGCGAUUCGGAACAAAACGUCGACCGAUCCAGUGCCAAAAACACUUCGUCGGACAAUCCGAAAGGGCCUAGGUACUGUUCGAUGCGACUCCAGUCCGGAUCGAAAAAUAUCCUGCUGGAUAACGCGCACAGCAACGUAGCGCCUGUUUUGUACACCAGGAGCCACAAGGCGAGACUUCCAGCUCCACAGGCGACUCAUAAACCCGUCGACGGUGUGAAGUCGCGCGACGCCGACUCCGCCUCUAGUCGCGACAGCAAGGCCAACAGUUUGACGAGCGAUAACUCUGCGCAGCACCAGCAACGCGUAGCGGACUGGGUGCGCAGCAGCAUCGAGCGCGACAACGCGACGAGCAGUCCCGACGCGUGUUCGCGCGCGGGCGACGCCAAACCCGACGCCGCGGACAAGACGAAUAGGGCGAGGUACGCGGAAAUGGAGGAGAACGUCAAACGGUUCUUGUUCGGAGAGAGCGAGUUCUGGAAAACGGUCGAAAUCGGAAAGCUAAAGUAUAUGAAUUAUAGGGAGGGGGAAAAGGGCGGAGCGCAGUUGUCGCAGGACGGCAGUCGGACGAGUUCGCACACGGAAACUGACAUUUAGAUCGACGGGCGAUGCGCAGGCGUCGGAACCUAUAAGGUAAACGACGUACGGGCCUCCCUCUGGUGGCUUGACGCGAACUGUGAUCGCAGCCCCGCCCACCCAUCCUUUCCAUGUCUUGAUUUUAUUUCUUUUUAUCAAUUCUAUAGUGUCGUUGUUAGAAGGAUGUUAUUUUAUUCCGAGUGUUCCUCGCAACAAUUAUUUUUUGUACCCGGUAUAUUCACAUUCACUUUUGUCUUCUCCUGGACACUUUUUUGCCAAUCGCAAAUAUUUAACUCUGUCUCAGCAAAGUUCACAGAAUAUAGAGCGCGAGUUAACACAGAUUCCUUAGAUAUUUUGUUCUAUAAUAUAGGGCGUCAAGCUUUGGUGAAAAAUAACGUUUUUUUUUUAACCAAUUCGACAGUUUUUCAUAUAUUUUCUUGAAACUCGGUAUGUAUAGUUAGCACUGUGAGGUUGAUUACACUAAUUAUGUAAAUAAAACACUACGCACCAGCAGAAAAAAGGGGUGUCGAUGAUACACGGCGAGUUGAGAAGAAACAUGGUCGACGAAAAAAAGCAACUCUCCUUAGGUGGUAGCCAAUUAAGAAUGGCACGCAGCUCUGUUUCGAAAAGUAAUUGUCAAAAAACUUUCUGCAAUGGCCGCUAGGGGGGCGUAAUCGCAUUCUUGACUUUGAAAUAACGGUUUUUGAGAAAUGAUCUUAUAUUGUUUUUAAGUUGAGGUAAAUUCGAUUCUUUGUCGCUGUUUUUGGAGUCGUUGACAAGCGCUCUUAUGUUUGUUUCGCCGUUAGAGGGCGUUUUGUGACAUUACGGCAUAUAAAAUGUAUUUUCCUAAAAAAUUAAAUGUCACGAUAUAACUUAGCGAGAAAUAGUCGAAUUCAUUUACAAUUUCAGGGGGGCUUAUAGAAAAAAUAACAAAUGAAAUUUCAAGUUUUAUAAAAAAAAAGGGGCAGCGUGGUUGACAACAACUCUUAUAUAUUCUGUAAACUUUGCUAUCGGCAACAAAAAUUUGAAAAUACAUUGUACAUAUCAACCAGCCCUGCUGUUGGUCUACAUAAGGUUUAAAAAAUGUAUUUUGUCAGAUUCUCAUUUACCCUCGAAAAUGUAUAAAUUUGACUUUUUCAGAAACAGUCGCUUUAAUGUAAAUGUCUUAAAAAAGUAAAUAAAAGUUAAUAGACUCCCUUUAUUAAUUAAGGCAAACGUUUUUUACAAAUUAACAUAAAUUAGAAUCCCAAAAGUGGAAUUUUUGAGGUUAUUAUUAAAUGUUAAAUAUGAAAUAUCAAUAUUUUUUUCCUUUAGUUCGUAAAACUCAAUAACUUUUCCGCUUAGAACUUAACCCGAAAGUCGCUUAAUUUCUUCGGAAAUCAAUUUUAAACCAUUUUUAAACUUAUCGUCGAUUUAAAACUGUCAAAAUGGGAUGGGCGAGGUUGCUCACGACUAUAAGGAAAAAAAUUGUAAACCGAGUGUUUCAUUAUCCCACUCUUGGGAUGGAUAUUGUUGAUCAUUUUCUGUAACAUAUUUAUUAUAAUUUUGUUUAGUUACCAAGAAUAUUUUUUCCCCAUUCCGAUUGGUCUAGGAAUAAAAGGUGGAAUAAAAAAAAAUAACUUUCAUAUAAUUUUCAUUAUACUUAAUACAACAUACAAAAAAAUGUGUGUUCAGCGAAUCUUGAAAACUUCCAUUGCAGUAUUUAAGAAAUCUAGGUGCUCAAUUUACAUGUAUAUAUGACCCUCGCACCCUCUGGUUUUCUACCAUUAGCGUUAAAGUUAUUUUUGUUGGCAUAGAUCAUUUUCAUUGAUUUCAAGCUAUAGGGGAGGUUUUCAAUGUGUUUUGCGAAAAUUAAAAAUGCGGUGGCGCCAUCUGAUGACUUUUAUCUGAAAUUUAACAACGCGUUACGGGGGUUACACCAAACCAACCAAUUCUACGGUUUAUCUGUGGUCUUCAGCUUCGAUUCCGUUUUAAAUUUCGCAUUCUUAACAUCCUGUAAAUAUUAGUAGUUAGUAGGGAUUGUUUUUUAGAAGCUUUGCCGAGGUAGGUAUGUGAUAUUUGAGUCGUUAACAAUCGGUAUAGGUAUGUAUCUACAUAUUUUUUGUAAACUGUUUGCUGUGAAUGUGAGCUGAAUCAUUAUCUACAAAAAGAAAGACCAUAAAACAUUUUUUCACUCUAACAAACUGGUGACAAAAAUCGUUAGCAGCAAAUUUGUAUGCAUAUUUUUAGUGGAUAUUUUUCAUGCCUUAGAUGUUCUUCAUAUACUAGGGUAACCGUAAUCUCUAUACUGAUGAUUUUUCUACCGCGUUCUACAGUGUGAUCGAUUUGAAUCGGAACGGUUCCUGCAAAAUUCUUUAAAUUUGCUUAAAAAAAUAUAUCCCGUAUGUAAGAACAAAAGAAAAAGUACUAAGCAUUUGAAAUGUUUAAAACGACUUGAAUGUACGUUCCUGUAAUUCUUCUAUAAUUUUUCAGAUUUUUCUAUAUCCCGUUUCGAAUGACGCUCCAUACAAACGGGGGGGGGGGGGGGGGCAGGUAAGACAAAUUUUGGUAUUUGUUUGAUAUUUAAGACAUCUCGAAAAUGAAGUGAUACCCGGUUCAUUUCAAAUUGAUCACACCGUAUAUAGAAAAUAAAAAUUGUCUGUGAUCCGCAAUCUAUACUACAUUUUUAGAUAGAUUUUCUUACUUUAGGUCGUACACAAAGGUAUUAAAUGUAUAUUUAGGUAAUGCGAAUGUUGAGGGUUCAAACGACCAAAUAUAUUUAUUUUGAUUAGAUUUCGUGGUACAUUAAGGUGUCCUAUAAGUAUAAUACCCAUGAACACCGAACAUUAACACGAUAAGAAGGGACACUCUGUUGUAGAUGAAACGGUCUUAAAUCCGUAUACCAGAGGCUUUACCAGACUUUUCUCUUCUUCUUUCAUUCGUGGUCAUGAGGUCGCGCCUGCUCAGGUUGCGAGUCUAACGUAAUAGUUAUUUAAACGACGUCUGACUCUACCUACGACUUCGGACAGGUCUGUCAUGUUUAACCACAAUUAAACAACCGGCAAGUAACCCGAUGGAUAGGCGUUAAGCACUACUGCCCGUUGGGUGCUAGUAAGUGCUAAUAGGUGCAGUCACGGAGACUGUCCCUUCUUAUCGUCAUUGAUUAAUUAUAGCAUAUGAUAGAAGCUUAGUUCUUAUUGUGUCCGCGUGGCGACGUAACUUGACCGAUAAUAUUUUUUUAGGUGUGUUUUAAGGGCCUCGCGACCUUUAUAUUAUCAGUAUAAAGCUUCGAGCUUUAGCUUCGGUUUUGUAAAUUCUCGAUUCGCCUCGUUGUUGCCAUUAUUUUUUAAAAUCAGUCUAAGGCGUAUCUUCACACUCUAACCACAACUGCGAGUCGUUUGUGAUUAUUUCGAAAAUUCUCCUAAACCUCUGUCAUUAAAUAUUGGGCAAUCCGUUACGACUUAAGCGUUUGUUAGGUGUGCCCAGUCGGAUAAAUAAAUAACUGUGCAAAUGUGUAA
This is a messenger RNA of Cylas formicarius (sweet potato weevil), 5483 nucleotides long. RefSeq lists its product as uncharacterized. NCBI's taxonomy places the organism in Eukaryota, Metazoa, Arthropoda, Insecta, Coleoptera, Brentidae. The record is from RefSeq and is a predicted model, not a curated record. The transcript has 7 exons. The coding region runs from base 247 to 2007 and encodes 586 amino acids.